AUGGCUACCAACAUCACCUGGCACGAGGGACUUACCCACGAUGAGCGAGCCAAGCUUGUGGGACAGAAGGGAGUCACCCUGUGGUUCACCGGCCUGUCUGCCUCGGGCAAGUCCACAAUUGCUACUGCCCUCGAGCAGUUCCUUCUCCAAAACAAGAUCAACUCCUACCGACUGGACGGAGACAAUGUGCGAUUCGGCCUCAACAAGGACCUGGGCUUCUCCGAGGCCGAUCGAAACGAAAACAUCCGACGAAUCUCCGAGGUGGCCAAGCUCUUCACCGAUUCCACCUGUGUGACUCUCACUUCUUUCAUCUCUCCUUACAAGAAGGACCGACAGAGCGCACGAGAGCUCCACGAGGCCUCCAACCUGCCCUUCGUUGAGGUCUACGUUGAUGUCCCCAUCGAGGUUGCUGAGCAACGAGACCCCAAGGGUCUGUAUAAGAAGGCUCGAGCUGGAACUAUCCCCGAGUUCACCGGAAUCUCUGCUCCCUACGAGGCUCCCGAGAAGCCCGAGAUCCACAUCAAGAGCCACGAGACCUCCAUUGAGGACGCCGUCAAGCAGAUCUACCAGUACCUGCAGGACAAGAAGUACGUUUAG
This is a messenger RNA of Yarrowia lipolytica CLIB122, 597 nucleotides long. RefSeq lists its product as uncharacterized. Gene Ontology annotation, biological process: sulfate assimilation. The record is from RefSeq and is a predicted model, not a curated record. Gene Ontology annotation, molecular function: adenylylsulfate kinase activity; ATP binding. Lineage: Eukaryota; Fungi; Ascomycota; Dipodascomycetes; Dipodascales.